CCGUCCAACGUCAACUUGUCCAGCCAGUCUCGCAGCCGGCCGACUACCGGAGCACAGCAUCAGCACCGCCUCGCGCGAGCGUCAUGGACCGGUCGAGUCACCGCCUCUGCCUCUGCCUCUCCUGCCAUUGUUCCCCAGGCGCCAGACGGGGUGUUCGUGAGGCUGCAGGCUGGAGGAAUUUAUGCAGCCGAAUCCACAGCGGGAGCCGAUGGGGCAGGCGUGCUGCAGGCGCACACAACGGAUUGGAUGGCAUCAUAGCAAGGGCCCUUCCAAAGUGGGCGCCGCCGACGCCGAUGUGGGGUCGGUCACCCGCCGCGGUGCCGGCCUGCUCUUUUCUUGCCCGGGGGUGGCCACGACUGCCGUCGGCUUACUCUCUCCUCUUUCUUCAUUCAUGCCUGAUCCAAGUUGCUCUCUUUCUCUCCCUCUGCAUUUACAAGUCGAGAGCCGACCUCUUUGGACAUUCUCCUUACCUUCUGUCCUCAUCGACACAGCACGAGGCUUUACUUGCUUUCGGAGGACACUCAGACGUCCCUUUAGACAGACGAUCUCGGUCCCACCUCAAAAUUUUUGCAUAAACAAACUUGAGCAUUCAAAUCUUCUGUGCUACACUGGGACUCAUGACAAAUCUCGAGCGGCCACAAAUGCACACGGUAUCCUUCGGGCGAUUUGAAAAUUGUUCCUCGUAGUUUCCUCAACCUCCAGCCAUGCGGCCGCACAACGGACCAAAGUUGCCUGCGAAGCAGCUGGCCAUCUUGGGUA
Messenger RNA from Microdochium trichocladiopsis, 759 nucleotides. RefSeq lists its product as uncharacterized. The record is from RefSeq and is a predicted model, not a curated record. The coding region runs from base 84 to 575 and encodes 163 amino acids. NCBI's taxonomy places the organism in Eukaryota, Fungi, Ascomycota, Sordariomycetes, Xylariales, Microdochiaceae. The transcript has a single exon.